AUAAUCUGUCAAGACGAUGAAAAUAUUGAAAGACGAAAGUUAAAACAAAAAAAAAGAGAAUUGAGACCAUGAAUGAAUGAAUUCAUUAAUAAUUCAUGAGUACCUAUUUUUUAUUACUAUUCAUAGAUCUAUUGAUGAAGAAUACGCAUACAUGACCACUUCGUCGGAAAUCGACUCGAAUGCAUGUGGUUUUAUGAAUGAGAUAGUAAAACUAGUUGGUUGGCGCACAGCCGCGCGGGUGUAGUGAAUUUUAGUGGUCGGGCUGUGUCAUGGGUAAGGAUAAAGAAGUGAGGAUUUCACGAUGGUACUUUGGAGGCCUGGCAUCAGCUGGGGCUGCAUGCAUCACCCAUCCCUUGGAUUUGCUAAAAGUCCAAAUGCAAACACAAAAAGGAAAAAAUAUUUCUAUGCUGAAAUUGACUGGAAUAGUUAUCAAAAAUCAAGGUGUCAUGGGACUUUAUAAUGGCAUAUCAGCAUCUCUACUGAGGCAGCUAACAUAUUCAACUGCCAGAUUUGGAAUAUAUGAAAUGGCUAAACAAAAACUUGCACCAAAAGAUGGUACUUCUAUGCCAUUUUAUAUGUCAGCGUUCCUAGCGGGAUUAGGCGGAUUUGCUGGAGGAUUUGUGGGAAACCCAGCUGACUUGGUAAAUGUGCGAAUGCAAAAUGAUGUCAAGCUACCUCGUGAGCAACGAAGGAACUAUAAAAAUGCUGUCCAUGGAUUAUGGCGCGUCGCAGCCGAUGAAGGCGUGUUACGGCUCUGGGCAGGCGCGUCCAUGACUUGCAGUCGCGCCGUGCUUAUGACCAUUGGGCAACUAUCGUUCUACGACAAAAUCAAAGAACUUCUACUUACUACCUCAUAUUUUAGUGACAAUGUGGUGACGCACUUUACAUCGAGUUUAUUGGCUGGAGCUAUCGCGACCACCAUGACUCAACCCGUUGAUGUGCUGAAGACUAGAGCAAUGAAUGCUAAGCCAGGUGAGAUCAAGAGCAUAUUUAAGCUGAUAAAGAGCACCGCUAAAGAAAGUCCAUUAGCAUUUUUCAAAGGAUACAUUCCAGCAUUUGCGAGACUCGCGCCUCAUACUAUUUUAACAUUUGUGUUCCUAGAACAACUUAGAAUGAAUUUUGGUAUAGUUAAAUUGGAAUUAGUUCAAUAAAUGUUAUAAUAGUAUAAUACUGCUUACUAGUUACAACAUUUAGUUGCAUUUAGGAAAAAUAUAUUAUGAAAGAUUGUUAGGAAGUUAAGAUAUUAACUUAUCCUUGUUGUUUGUUAACUUUUAGACCAGAAUUAACUUUGUAGACAAUACAAUAACAUACUCAUUCUAGAAAACUAAUUUAUUGGAAGAAUUUAACUCUGACUAGGUCAUCAUCAUAGGCGUUAUUUAAUAGUUUUUUUAGAUAACUUAUUAUUAUUAUACCAUUUCAAACAUUGAUAGUUACUGUUAUUUGCAGUAAAUAAGUGUAAUAGUAUUUUGAUAUUUUUUUUACAUCAACAAGUGACUAAUAUUAUUUUAUUUACAUAAAUCUUGACAUUUUUAAUCUGUUAUUACAGUCUUCCAAUCCAAUGUUCAAUAAUAUACAGCUAAAAAUGGUUUAUCGAAAUAAUUUCAUAACCAUGCUACAAUAUUGUCCUGGCCGUAUUCAGAUUUUUUACAUAAGAUCACAAAAUAAAGGUGUCAGUGGAAUACUAUUACUUAUUGUAUAAAAGGUUUAUUUGAUUACCUAA
Ostrinia furnacalis (Asian corn borer) is the source of this 1720-nucleotide messenger RNA. It is a transcript of the gene Dic1, whose product is annotated as Dicarboxylate carrier 1. NCBI's taxonomy places the organism in Eukaryota, Metazoa, Arthropoda, Insecta, Lepidoptera, Crambidae. The coding region runs from base 270 to 1151 and encodes 293 amino acids. The record is from RefSeq and is a predicted model, not a curated record. The transcript has 6 exons.